Drechmeria coniospora is the source of this 1959-nucleotide messenger RNA. RefSeq lists its product as uncharacterized. The transcript has a single exon. The record is from RefSeq and is a predicted model, not a curated record. Bases 1 to 1959 code for a protein of 652 amino acids. Gene Ontology annotation, molecular function: protein binding. NCBI's taxonomy places the organism in Eukaryota, Fungi, Ascomycota, Sordariomycetes, Hypocreales, Ophiocordycipitaceae.
AUGGCGGUUGGCGCUCCCCCCUCACUGGCCGAGCUGCGCCUCCGCGAUCCCCCUGGAUUGCAAGACCUUGAGCCCGCCAUAUGGGCCAUAAUCUUCUCCUUCCUCGACUCGGCCCAGACCGUCGCACGCAUUGCAACGACCUGCAGGACACUGGACGCCGUUGCUCGGGCCCAAGGCUGGUCUUGCUUCGUCAGGAGCCGGUUCGCAACCCUCGCGCUUCCGAAGAGGCUGAGCGACGAGGAAUGGGCUGCGCUGGCGAGGAAGCUCACUUCACAAUCGGCCGCCUGGGACCGCCGCGCAUUUUCCGUCACCUCACUCGUUCCUCCCGUCCAACCGCGCGGAGACGACCAAAGUCAUGGUCGAGGUCGAGGCCGAGGCGCUCGUGGUCAAGGACGUCGCGGCCGCGGCGGUGCUGGUCCGUCGAGCAGGCAAACCUUUCCCGCGCACGUCGUCGUCGACGCGGCCUCCCAGUGGCAAGGCACAACCGAGGAGGAGAUGGUCGCCUGGGGCCUCGGCGAGGACGUCAUCAUUCGAUCCCGAAAGUUGACCCGAUCCAUUCUCCAAGCCGAAACCUGGGUGUCCCUCCCGGGAGCCGAGGCUGGCUUCAGGGGCGGUGAAGAUGACGUGACGGCUAUUUCAAUUCUUGACAGUACCGCGCCCCAGCCCGGACUCCUUGUUGGCCGAGCAAAUGGCUUUCUGCACCUGUUGUCGACGGAACGCAACGACGUAGGACGCCCCCUUGCCUGCUUCCAACCCGUCCAUCGGGAUGGUGCGUCUGUUGUGGACCAGCGAGACGUCCGGCACGUUGAUACGAACAAAGCACAAGAUGCCAUCGUCGUCGCCACCAAGGGAGACGUCUUGUUCUACCCCCUGGCGCCCAGUCGAUGGCCAGUCGUCGAUGGUGGCCCGGCCCUGGACACGCCUGACGUUGUGGUCGAACCUACAGAGACUCUCAGCUUGAGGAGAAUGCAGCACUCUCACGACUUUAGAUUCCUGCGCGAGGCCAAGUUCAUGAGCAACGGGGACAUCGCCCUGUGCAUGACUGGCACAACGCAGCCCCUGCGUUAUCUCACGAGGACGCCCUCGGGAACGGUCUUGACUAAUGCACACAAGCUGCAGCCCUCGAAGCGAUGCGCGGAGUCAUACAUCUUGGGCGAAAACACCUUCCAAACCGCUCGGAGUCUUCUGCCCGUGAACACGGCCUCGGCCAUCGGUUGCUCCGGAAACACCAUCUUGAGCUCGUAUGAUGACGGAACCGUCCGGCUGCAGGAUCUCAGGAGUCCAUCCCCUAUCGAUGCCAUCUUUCAGGAUCAUUUUGAGUUGACCACCCCCGUCGGCCCCCUUCUGUCGUAUGGGGCCGAGAGGUUCAUUGCCGGAAGUGCGCGCAUGCCCAUUUUGAAGAUCUUCGACUAUCGAUGGACGAGGCCAUACUCCUACACCGACGCCCUCGCUUGCAGCCAGACUGAGCUGGGCCCUACACCGAAAGCCCUCACGGGGAUCCCGCCUCCGCGUCCGAGCGGCUACUCGGCCUGCUGUCAUCUAUCUGGACGCCACUGCGGCCUUCACUCGCUCGCACGAACCGACUAUUACAGACCCAACUGCAAUCUCUACCUUCCCGUCGUGUAUCCUGCUGUGACGCCAUUGUACUGCCUUGCCAAAUCGUCCGACACCGCGUCGACUGUGUACGCCGGUGUCACCGCCGAGCUGCUUACAAUCAGCCUUCGAGACUCUGUCGCCGAUAUGCGGGAGCAUUUCUGCAUACAAAAGAUGGGCGACAAAACUCGCUGCGGCUACCGCUAUCACGCGAGCCUCACGAGCUUGGUCGAAACGGGUGAUGGUAUUGCCUUGGGCGACAUUACCAAAAGCAAUAGGCUUCCACUGCUAUUCAAACAGAAGUCUGACGUGUUGCCUCCCUCUGCCGCCGGGGAACUCCGUCGGCUCGAUCAUGCUCUGCUGUAG